This is a messenger RNA of Photinus pyralis (common eastern firefly), 4423 nucleotides long. Its product is annotated as exportin-1. Bases 186 to 3353 code for a protein of 1055 amino acids. Gene Ontology annotation, biological process: ribosomal small subunit export from nucleus; ribosomal large subunit export from nucleus; protein export from nucleus. The record is from RefSeq and is a predicted model, not a curated record. Lineage: Eukaryota; Metazoa; Arthropoda; Insecta; Coleoptera; Lampyridae. Gene Ontology annotation, cellular component: nucleus; cytoplasm. The transcript is spliced from 7 exons. Gene Ontology annotation, molecular function: small GTPase binding; nuclear export signal receptor activity.
UUCGUCUUUGUUGUCUAAUGUCUGCUUGUCGGAGCUGGUUUUUGCGCUUUUUGUAAUUGCAGUUGCAGGGAGUGAAACUGUGUGUGAUUGUUAAUAAUUACGCCGCCGUUUUGUGUGAUAGUUGGCGAAUUUGAUGGAGUGAUUGCGUUUCGUUUGGAUCUGGCUGUAUUUAAAUUAAUGAAAGAAUGGCAACUUUGGCACAUCAAGCUGCGGCACUUUUGGAUUUUAACCGUAAAUUGGACAUCGGGCUACUCGACAGUGUGGUUGUUAGUAUGUAUGCGGGGAAUGGCGAAACCCAGCGUGUGGCUCAAGAGGUUCUCACAACACUCAAGGAACAUCCGGAUGCUUGGACGAGAGUCGAUACGAUUUUGGAAUAUUCGACAAACCAACAAACUAAAUAUUAUGCCUUACAAAUUUUAGAGCAAGUGAUUAAAACGCGAUGGAAAGUUUUGCCAAGAAAUCAGUGCGAGGGUAUCAAAAAGUACAUAGUCGCAUUGAUCAUUAAAACGAGUUCCGAUCCCGAAUCUUUGGAAGCGAAUAGGACGUACCUAAAUAAACUGAAUAUGAUAUUAGUGCAGGUUUUAAAACGUGAAUGGCCGAAAAACUGGGAAAGCUUCAUCCCCGACAUCGUAGGGGCGAGCAAAACGAACGAAUCCCUCUGCCAGAACAAUAUGAUUAUUUUAAAGUUAUUAAGUGAAGAGUUGUUCGAUUUUUCGUCGGGCCAAAUUACGCAAACGAAAGCGAAACAUUUAAAAGAUACCAUGUGCUCGGAAUUUUCUCAAAUUUUUACUCUCUGCCAGUUCGUCCUCGAAAACUCCCAGAAUCCUCCUCUGGUGAACGCCACCCUGGAAACUCUUUUGCGGUUUCUCAACUGGAUACCGCUCGGAUACAUUUUCCAGACGAAAUUAAUCCACACGCUUAUUUUUAAAUUUUUGAUAGUACCAUUAUUUCGUAAUGUUACCUUGAAGUGCUUGACGGAAAUCGCCGGCGUAACCGUAAUGAAUUACGACGAGAUGUUUGUAGUUCUGUUCAGCGAGACGAUGGGCCAACUGGAAAUUAUGCUACCUCUCCAAACCGAUAUUCGUAGUGCCUACGCGAUGGGUCAGGACCAAGAGCAGAAUUUCAUUCAGAACUUGGCGAUGUUCCUAUGUACAUUUUUAAAGGAACACGGGACGCUAGCUGAAAGCUCGGCGCCCGUGCUGAGAAACGCCUUACACUAUCUCGUUAUGAUAUCCGAAGUUGACGAGGUGGAGAUCUUCAAAAUUUGCCUGGAGUACUGGAACGCGUUAUGUACAGAACUUUAUCGUGACGUCCCGUAUAGCGGUGCUCAAUCGAUUUUCUUCGGGAAUAACCGACGGAAUUUAUACCACGAGGUGCUUAAUAAGGUCCGGUAUAUUAUGAUCUCAAGAAUGGCUAAACCUGAAGAGGUCUUAGUUGUCGAAAACGACAACGGGGAGGUCGUAAGGGAGUUCAUGAAGGAUACAGACUCGAUUAACUUGUACAAAAACAUGCGGGAGACCUUAGUCUAUUUAACUCAUCUCGAUUACGCCGACACUGAACGAAUUAUGACGGAGAAACUGCAGAAUCAAGUGAACGGCAGUGAGUGGUCGUGGAAGAAUUUAAACACGUUGUGUUGGGCUAUCGGGAGUAUAUCGGGUGCUAUGCACGAAGAGGACGAGAAACGUUUUCUCGUCACGGUCAUUAAGGAUCUUUUAGGUUUAUGCGAGCAGAAAAGGGGGAAAGACAACAAGGCGAUAAUCGCGUCGAAUAUUAUGUACGUGGUCGGCCAGUAUCCGAGAUUUCUGCGCGCGCAUUGGAAAUUUCUUAAGACUGUUGUUAAUAAACUUUUCGAAUUCAUGCACGAAACGCACGACGGCGUUCAGGAUAUGGCUUGUGAUACUUUUAUUAAAAUUGCACUCAAGUGCAGGCGGCACUUUGUGACGACUCAGAUCGGAGAGAGCUGCCCGUUUAUUGAAGAUAUUUUAGGAUCCAUUUCGGCUAUCAUUUGUGACCUUCAAACUCAGCAGGUUCAUACAUUUUAUGAGGCGGUUGGUUACAUGAUAUCUGCCCAAGUGGAUACGGGGACACAAGAAACUCUGAUUGAAAAGUAUAUGUUGCUGCCCAAUCAGGUUUGGGACGAUAUUAUAUGCCAGGCGAGUAAAAAUGUGGAAGUUUUAAAAGAAAUCGAUUGCGUCAAACAGCUCGGAAGCAUUUUAAAGACGAACGUUCGCGCGUGUAAGGCUCUAAACCACGCGUACGUCGUUCAACUGGGUCGCAUUUAUUUAGAUAUGCUCAAUGUGUAUAAAGUUAUGUCUGAAAAUAUUACGAAAGCGAUUGCUGUGAAUGGUGAGCAAGUAACGAAACAGCCACUGAUCAAGAGUAUGCGUGUUGUGAAGAAGGAGACCUUAAAGUUAAUAUCUGACUGGAUAUCUAGAUCGAAUGAUCACGCAAUGGUACUCGAAAGCUUUAUCCCGCCACUUCUGGAUGCGGUCCUCUUGGAUUACCAACGUACUGCUGUACCGUCAGCCCGCGAACCGGAGGUUCUCAGCGCAAUGGCAACUAUUGUAAACAAAUUAGAGAGCCACAUAACAUCAGAGGUUCCGAAAAUUUUUGACGCAGUCUUCGAGUGCACCUUAGCUAUGAUAAACAAAGACUUUGAGGAGUAUCCGGAGCACAGGACGAACUUUUUCCUUCUACUCCAAUCGGUGAAUAAUCACUGUUUUCCCGCAUUUCUAAGCAUACCUCCAGCCCAAUUUAAACUCGUUCUAGACAGUAUAAUAUGGGCGUUUAAGCACACGAUGAGAAACGUCGCGGAUACCGGAUUACAAAUACUACAGAAACUUUUACAAAACAUCGAAAUGCACGAGCAAGCCGCACCGAGUUUUUACCAGACUUAUCUCACCGACAUUUUGCAGCAUGUGUUCUCCGUCGUGACCGAUACGUCUCACACGGCCGGCCUUUCCAUGCAUGCCACAAUUCUAGCGUAUAUAUUUUCUUUGGUUGAGACUGGUAGAAUAAAUUGCCAACUUGGCCCGGGAAAUGACAAUGUAUUGUAUAUUCAAGAGUUUAUCGCGUCUCUACUCAGCGCCGCGUUUCCACAUCUCACCGAUAACCAAAUUAAGAUUACGGUUCAAGGACUGUUCAAUUUGGAUCAAGAUAUACCCGCUUUCAAAGAACAUCUUAGAGAUUUCUUAGUUCAGAUACGGGAGUUCACUGGACAAGAUGACAGCGAUCUUUUCUUGGAAGAACGGGAGAAGGCUUUACAGCAAGCACAAACCGAGAAACGUAGAGUUCAAAUGACUGUACCUGGUAUCCUAAACCCGCACGAAGUACCAGAAGAGAUGCAGGACUAGCCCGUUGGUAAAAAUUCGUUAUUUAGGAAUAAAUUAAAAACAUUUAUUGUUUAGAUGGAUAUUUUUGUAUCUAUGAGUUUUUACAAGCCGUGCAAUAGUUUGUGUUUUGUAUUUGAUUACUAAAACCGAGUGUGCGCCACUGUAACAUUUGAUAUGGGUUUCCUGUUGUUCGACCACAAAAAUAAGUAUAAAACACUUACUAUAUUGCACUUAUACUGAGAAAGGUCAUUUUUGAGGCUUUUGCGCUAAUAUGCCAAUAAUGAAAGCGUAGUAAACAAUUGACCUGGUCUUUGUUUUUGUAACUAACUUUACUAAAAAAAUUUGUAUAAUUGAUCAGAUAUUGUUUUUUAAUUGAGAGUGAUUUUCUUUGUUAGAGAGUAUGAAUGGGUUAUACUGGGUGUUGUGAACUUGAUUAAAGUUUAAUGUAAUAGUUAUGUAAUGGAUAGUUGUUUAGGUAAGAUUGUUUAUAUAAGUUUUUCUUUAGUUUUGUUAAGGUUUUGACCAAACAAGUUCCCAUUUUUGAUUUUUUUUUUAAAUAAAAAUUAUGCGCUUUUUUCACCAAUUUUUUUCUGUACUUAUGAAUGUAUUUAUCUUUAAUGGGCAGUCAGGUUUCAUUGUUAGUUUGUUACUAUUGUAUGGCAGCGGAUUUAUGAAUAAUUCGGUAAUACAACGCAGUGGUUACUAACCAGCGAUAUUUUGUACAAAAUUUUCAUAUUCAAUUGUAAAAAUGUUAUACUAGCUUUUAAUACUGCAUCUGGAUGAUUCACAAUGCCUGCCAUAUGAGAAAAAAUUUUAGUUCCUCGCUUAGCUAGUAGAACAUUUUCUCACCUAUUAAUAUUAAUUUGGCAUUUCACACCGAUAAUUUCCUUUAGUUUUGUGGCUGUAAAUGGGCUAACGGUUGCGGUUUUACGAAUUGCGUUUGCUUCUGUUUUUAUAAGACUCCCAUUAUCACGACAUUGCCCCCUAUGAAAAUGAGAUAGCAAUUAGUUACAUCUUUUGUACAAAUAGAAUUCUGAUAGUUUGCUUUGUGAGCAGUUCAGAUAUUUUAGAAAUAUAAUGUAUAAAACGAA